AAAAUAGCCUGACCUUCUUCAAGAUUCCUGACCUUAUCAGUUGGUUAAUUUUGGCUGCUGUGCAGCUUGUUUUAUCCGCAAGGGUCGGGAAGUUGCAGUAGAUGUAGCUGUCGAUGAUGCCUGUCCUUUGAUAAUCUGGAUUAAUAUUUUUCACUGAAAGUGAUCCUCGGGAAUCCUAAAGCAUCGUUUCCUGCAUGUAAAGGGCACCUUAAAUACGGGGAGCAAAAAUGGUCCACGGCAAACAGACAAGAGUCAUGCUACUCAAUGACAUGGAGAAACUCGAGAGGACUCUGUUUCGACUGGAGCAAGGCUACGAGCUCCAAUUUCGGCUGGGCCCCACUCUCCAGGGGAAAAAUGUGCAUGUUCACGUCAACUACCCGGCAGAAGGAGCAAAGUUUGACCGCCACAAGUUCCGUGCUUUGGAAUGGGUGAAUCCCACUGGGAGAGAGGAUGACUCUGACAAGUUCUGUAAACUCGAAUUGAAGACUGCAGGGUCAUAUCAGUAUUAUUUUGGCUGUGGGAAUGAAGAGAAGACUGGUGGUGGCUACAUUGUAGUGGAUCCAAUUCUUCGUGUGGGUGCUGAUGAUCAUGUUCUCCCUCUGGACUGCAUCAGCAUUCAGACCUACUUAGCCAAGUGUCUUGGCCCUUUGGACGAAUGGGAGGACAGGCUCAGAGUGGCCAAGGAGUCUGGGUAUAACAUGAUUCACUUCACGCCCCUGCAGACGCUAGGCUUGUCACGUUCAUGCUACUCUUUGGCGGAUCAGUUGCAGCUGAAUCCAGACUUCUCUCCUCCUGGGAAGAAGUUCACCUGGGCAGAUGCUGGCAACCUGGUGGAAAAGCUCAGGAAAGAGUGGAAUAUGGCCUGCAUCACUGACGUGGUUUAUAAUCACACAGCUGCUAACAGUAAGUGGAUUCGGGAGCAUCCUGAGUGUGGUUACAACCUUGUGAACUCCCCUCACCUCAAGCCUGCCUGGGUGCUGGACAGGGCCAUAUGGCACCUUACCUGCAACGCUGCCGAUGGGAAAUACAAGGACCGCGGCUUGCCUGGUGUCCUUCAGAAUGAACAGCAUCUGAACACAAUCCGUGGAAUCAUUUGGCAGGAUGUCUUCCCCAAGAUUAAACUGUGGGAGUUCUUCCAAGUUAAUGUGGAAAAAAUUGUAGCGGAGUUUAAGAAGCUGCUUGAAACCGGCAGCAAAGCGGCAACGAGUAAGAAAGAGGGAAAGGAACAUCUGAAGAUUAUCCCGGACCCUGAGUACAAGCGCUUCGGCAGCACUGUGGACAUGACCACGGCCCUUCAGACUUUUAUUCCUCAUGGCAAUAGCCCUUCUGCUAUUGAGGAAUGUUGCAGCUGGCUCAGGAAAAGACUGGAGGAGCUGAAUGCUGAGUGCUACAAGCUGACUCAUUGCCACCAGGAGCAGGCUGUAAGCUGCAUUGUUGGAAACCUUGUUUAUGAGCGCCUGGCUGACCAUGGGCCCAAGUUGGGCCCCAUCACUCGGAAAAAUCCCAUCGUCACAAGGUAUUUCACCUUCCCUUUUGAGGAGAUGACCCUGGACCAGGACCUGCAGCUGAUGCACAAGGCAGACAAAGCUUGCCACUUCCUGGCCCACAACGGCUGGGUGAUGGGGGACGAUCCCCUGAGGAAUUUCGCUGAGCCAGGGUCCAAUGUCUACCUCAGAAGAGAGCUGAUUUGCUGGGGGGACAGCGUCAAGCUUCGCUAUGGCAACAAGCCGGAGGACUGCCCUUACUUGUGGGCUCACAUGAAGAAGUACACAGAGCUGACGGCCAAGCACUUCUGCGGAGUGCGUCUGGAUAACUGCCAUUCCACCCCGCUCCAUGUGGCGGAGUACUUGCUGGAGAUUGCCCGAACAGUAAGGCCUGAUCUGUACGUAGUGGCUGAGCUGUUCACAGGAAGCGCGGAUCUGGACAAUGUCUUUGUGACUAGGCUUGGUAUAACCUCCCUCAUCAGAGAGGCUAUGAGUGCUGGUGACAGCCACGAGGAGGGCAGGUUGGUGUAUCGCUUUGGGGGCGAGCCCGUGGGAGCCUUUGUCCAGCCCAGUCUCAGGCCCUUAGUGCCCUCUAUCGCUCAUGCUAUGUUCCUGGAUGUUACCCAUGACAACGAGUGCCCUAUUCAGACCCGUUCGGCCUGCGACGCCCUCCCCAGCGCGGCGAUAGUCUCCAUGGCCUCCUGUGCCACCGGCAGCACCAGAGGCUAUGAUGAACUGGUACCUCACCAGAUCUCGGUGGUGAAAGAGGAACGCUUCUACCCUAAGUGGAACCCCGAGGCCAAGCCCACGUCUGCGGGGGAGGUGAAUCUGCAGAGCGGCAUCAUCUCCGGGAAAAGGGCUCUCAACAACCUGCACCAGGAGCUAGCAGCCAAGGGCUUCAUCCAGGUUUACGUGGAUCAGGUGGAUGAGGACAUCGUCGCGGUGACCAGGCACUGCCCCAGCACCCACCAGUCUGUGGUGACCGUGUCCCGCACAGCCUUCCGAAACCCCAAGAACCACCAGUACAGAGACAACGUGCCACCCAUGUUUAUCCCAGGUAAAAUUGAGGAGGUGGUGCUAGAGGCGAGGACAAUCGAAAGAAAAGCCGGUCCAUACAAGGAGGACAAGAAGAGCAUUAACGGCCUGCCCGAGUACUCUGUUGAGAUUAGAGAACACAUCCAGCUGAAAGACAGCAGGAUAGUGAAGCAGGCGGAGGUGAAGUCAAAGGGUCGCAGUGAGUUCGUGCAGGAGAUUGUGUUUGAGCGGCUGACCCCAGGGAGUGUGAUUGCCUUUAGGGUGAGCUUGGACCCCAAAUCCCAGGAGAUGGUGGGCUUGCUCCGAAACCACCUCAUCCAGUUUAGUCCCCGAUUCAAACAUGGCAGCCUGGCUGAUGACAAGGCCCCAACUAUACUGAAAACUCCAAUCACGGCCAUCAUGUCCAAGCUAACCCUAGCUGACAUGAACAUUCUGCUGUUUCGCUGUGAUGCUGAAGAACAAGAGGAUGGUGGGGGGUGUUACAGUAUCCCAUCUUGGAUGCCUCUGAAAUACGGUGGCUUUCAAGGUAUAAUGUCGGUUAUGGCAGAUAUUCGUUCCAAAAACGAUUUGGGGCACCCCUUCUGUGACAAUCUGAGACAAGGGGACUGGAUGAUCGACUAUGUGAGCAAUCGUUUGGUGUCCCGCGGGGGUGCUCUGGGAGAGGUGGGAAUGUGGCUGCAGGCCAUGUUUGGCUACCUCAAGCAUAUCCCACGCUAUCUUAUCCCUUGUUACUUUGACGCAAUCAUGGUUGGGGCGUACACCACUGCUUUGGACGCUACUUUCAAACGGAUGUCAAGUUUUGUGCAGAACGGCUCCACCUUCGUGAAGCUGCUGGCCCUUGGCUCAGUGCAGAUGUGUGGUGUGGGCCGUUUCCCUGCGCUGCCCCCUUUGUCCCCCGCCCUGCAGGAUGUCCCGCACCGCCUCAGUAAGGUCACCAACAAGGAGGAGCAAUGCUGCGUGUCCCUGGCUGCAGGGUUGCCUCAUUUUUCCUCUGGAAUCUUCCGCUGCUGGGGCCGGGACACCUUCAUUGCCCUGCGUGGCCUGAUGCUGGUCACUGGAAGGCAUUUGGAGGCCAGGAACAUCAUCCUGGCCUUCGCUGGAACCCUGAGACAUGGCCUGAUUCCAAACCUGUUGGGCGAGGGCAUUUGUGCACGGUUCAACUGCAGGGACGCCGUGUGGUGGUGGCUGCAGUGCAUCCAGGACUACUGCAACAUGGUGCCCAAUGGCACCGACAUCCUCCAGUGCCUUGUGUCCAGGAUGUACUCAACGGACGACUCCAAGCCCCUGCCAGCCGGGACUGUGGACCAGCCCCUUUAUGAUGUCAUCCACGAGGCCAUGCAGCGCCACAUGCAGGGAAUAGAAUACCGGGAGCGGAAUGCAGGACCCCAGAUUGACCGCAACAUGAGGGAUGAGGGCUUCAAUGUGGAGGCUAAAGUAAAUCCAGACACUGGAUUUGUAUAUGGUGGCAAUCGCUUCAACUGCGGCACAUGGAUGGACAAAAUGGGGGAAAGUGAGAGAGCUCGCAAUAAAGGAAUUCCAGCUACACCCAGGGACGGCUCGGCUGUGGAGAUUGUCGGUCUCAGUAAGUCCACUGUGCGUUGGCUGUGUGAGCUUCACAAGAAGGGACUGUUCCCCUAUGCGGCCCUCACCAUCCAGAGAGGAGGAAAACAGCUUUCAGUGUCCUAUGAAGAUUGGAACCGAAAGAUACAGAGCAAUUUCGAGAAGCUGUUCUACGUGUCACAUGACCCAAAAGACCCCAAUGAGAAACACCCUGACCUGGUGCACAAAAGGGGGAUUUACAAGGACAGUUUUGGGGCCUCUAGUCCCUGGUGUGAUUAUCAGCUAAGGGCCAACUUCCCCAUCGCCAUGGUGGUGGCCCCAGAGCUGUUCACGGUUCAGAGAGCGUGGGAAGCCCUGGAGAUCGUGGAAAAGAAGCUGCUGGGGCCUCUGGGAAUGAAAACCUUGGAUCCAGAUGAUAUGGUAUACUGUGGUGUCUACGACAAUGCUCUGGAUAAUGACAACUACAAUGUAGCUAAAGGCUUUAACUACCACCAAGGACCUGAAUGGCUUUGGCCUGUUGGUUACUUCCUGCGUGCCAAAAUGUACUUUGCCAAGAAAAUGGGGAAGGAGACGUAUGAGAAAACUGUUUAUCUUGUGAAGAAUGUUCUCUCUCGACACUACGUCCAUCUGGAGAGAUCAUCCUGGAAGGGGCUUCCAGAACUAACCAAUGAAAAUGGUCAGUAUUGCCCCUUCAGCUGCGAAUCCCAGGCCUGGUCAAUCGCCACUAUCCUGGAGGUGCUCCACGAUCUAUAAAUGCUUGCUUGCCUUCCGCUGAAACGCACCCUGCCCUCACGUUAGUCUUCCUGCCUGAGUGUCUCCCUGAAGCUCAUUUAGCUGAGUAUUUUGUUAUUUUUCCCUUUUCUCCUAACAUUUCUCCACUGUCCUAGUUUCAAGCAGUAAAUUCCAGCGUUUGUUGUGCUAAGGAAGAAGAUCCAUAGAUUGCAGUGAAUUUUAGGUAUGGCCUCACUAAGUAUGAUUUUUCACAGUAAUUUCAGUUUGACUUGAAAGGGUGAGUACUGUAAUUAGUUUUCACCCACUGUCUUGUGGAAUGCUUUCAGAAACAGCAUCUCUGGAACAACCAAUGUUACUUGUGGAUGUCUGUUGUUUAGAGUAUUUUACCAAUUACCUGUGUACUGUAUACGAGUCAUAAAUGUCAUUUUAUUUAAAAAAAAUAAUUUAAAUGGAAAUAAAUAUAUAUCUAAUUGGUUAAACAAUGCACUGUGCCCUAUGUUAGAGUUCUGCACAUUUGUGGUUUACACAUUAGAAUUGCUGCUAAAAGUGGUGCUCAUUGUGAUAUUUACAGGAUUAUAUAAACAAACAGCUUUGCCAACCAUGA
Anguilla rostrata (American eel) is the source of this 5415-nucleotide messenger RNA. RefSeq names its product glycogen debranching enzyme-like. Gene Ontology annotation, molecular function: amylo-alpha-1,6-glucosidase activity; 4-alpha-glucanotransferase activity. NCBI's taxonomy places the organism in Eukaryota, Metazoa, Chordata, Actinopteri, Anguilliformes, Anguillidae. The transcript has 34 exons. Bases 228 to 4832 code for a protein of 1534 amino acids. The record is from RefSeq and is a predicted model, not a curated record. Gene Ontology annotation, biological process: glycogen biosynthetic process; glycogen catabolic process.